Molecule: messenger RNA, 1468 nt
Organism: Trichomycterus rosablanca
Lineage: Eukaryota; Metazoa; Chordata; Actinopteri; Siluriformes; Trichomycteridae
Gene: ccdc137
Product: coiled-coil domain containing 137
Exons: 6
Coding region: 125-916 (263 amino acids)
Cellular component (GO): nucleus
Source: RefSeq, a predicted model, not a curated record
CUCCAGUCCAGUACGUGGCGGUAAUACAUGGAAAGGCUUGAUGCUUACUGCUAAAAAAAAUAUUACUAGAAGAAGGGGGAAAAAUUAACUCAUGGGCACGGAGAGUAAGCUUUAAAAAGUUAAUAUGGUAAAAAAGAGUUCAAGCAAAACCUUUUGUCCCGAUCAGCAAACGAACAUACGACAGUUAAGCAAGAAAAAAAAGGAAGCUGUGAAACCUAAACUAGCGGAGGAACAUUUGGAGCAGAUACCUUUCCGUCUGCGUGAAAUUAUGAAAAGCAAAGAGAAAAUGAAUCAGCGCUCCAGUAAACUGAAGAAAGUCAACAGAGCUCACACAUCCAAACUUCAGACAGACAAGUGUAAACAGGAAGAUAUUCCAGUUCCUCACUUUCGCAGAAGAAAGCAAGAAUCAGAGAGAGCUUACCUAAGGCGCAUGUCUCAGGAAACGCAGCAUGUUUUCUUCCUCACUAAAAACCAGGUGGAGAGACAGCCAGAGCAGGAACCUAAAGACAAAGAAACAAAGUCCAAAAAACAGAAGUCUGAAAAAAAGAAACUAGUUGGAAAAAAAAGAUUACAACGGCUGCAUAAAAAAAAGGUUGGGCGACAGGAGAGGAACAUGGAAAAAGACUUUUUUAUAGAUAAAAUGCAUUUUGGAGAGGUUGUCCUAGCACCUCCAUCACUGACUGCCAAACCAAGCACAGCUUCUGUAAAAUUUCAGAGGGCACCCAAGAGCCUUCUUCUGAAUUCUGUACUUGAACACACCAAAGUGUCGGCAGUUAAACCAUCCAUGGCAAGAGAAAGAAUCGUGAAAGAGGAACACGAGAGGGUGGUCCAGGCCUACCGCCGCCUAAAGAGGCAGACACAGGAGCAACAAGCAUGCCAGAAAGCAAGGAUAAAAAAACUCCUAAAUCCUCAGUGAUAUCCACUACAAUUGUUACAAAGGCUAGAAACAUGAAAUCAGCCGUUUACAUACAGUUGUAAAGGACAAAAAAAGAUCAAAAAUAUACACACCUUUUAAAUAUGUUGGUGAUAAAAUUACAUUUUGUGGCAUGACAUUCUAAUUUAUUGUUAUCAUGAUUAGCUACCUGAUCCUGAACAAUUUUUUAAUUAGGAACUUAAAAACAAUUGUGCAGCUUUCUGUUUAAUGCUGUAACUAAAUUUUGUGUUAUAUUGCAGGUUUUCUGCCUAAAAAUAAUAAACAACCACAAUUGUUGGUUUAUUGACUUUAUACUAAAUUAAAUGGGAUUAACAUUUUAGCUUUUAAACGUAACCAAGUGCAAGUAUUGUGCGGGCAUAGUGGUCAUAGCGGUCACCUGUCAGCUAGUGGUCAGCUGUGUAUAACAGUAUAAAAUUUUAUAUGUCUAUGUAUGUGUAUAUAUACUGUACAGUAUGUAUGUAUGUAUGUAAAUGCGCUAUGACCAACCUGUGCAACAUUUGCCACCCUCCUACCUUAAAUAAAGACCAAAAUGGA